CCAGGGGAGCUGUCGGGGCAGGGGAGGGACUUGGCGAGCACUCCCGGGCCGUCUCCACUCUCCAAACUUUCUCCGAACUCUUGGCCCCCGCCUCCCCGAAGCCAAAACACAACAAGCUCCCGGGGAGCCGCGAGUGGCGCGGCGGGGCGGGCGGACUCGCAGCGGCUCGGAGCCUCCGGAGGCUGAUGCAACUUUCCCUUUAAGAGAGCCACCUGGGCGCACCGCGGUGCGGACCCAGCACGCCCGGGCCGGGGGCUGCAGCAUGCCCUUGAAGUCUGUGGUCUAGAAGGUGCCAGAAGCCAAGCUGUGCGUGUGGUCCCAGACCCCAGAGCCCACCUCACUGCCACCAUGGUAGGAAAAGGUGCCAAAGGGAUGCUGAAUGGUGCUGUGCCCAGCGAGGCCACCAAGAGAGACCAGAACCUCAAACGGGGCAACUGGGGCAACCAGAUCGAGUUUGUACUGACGAGCGUGGGCUAUGCCGUGGGCCUGGGCAAUGUCUGGCGCUUCCCGUACCUCUGCUAUCGCAACGGGGGAGGUGCCUUCAUGUUCCCCUACUUCAUCAUGCUAAUAUUCUGCGGGAUCCCACUCUUCUUCAUGGAGCUCUCCUUCGGCCAGUUCGCAAGCCAGGGCUGCCUGGGCGUGUGGCGGAUCAGCCCCAUGUUCAAAGGUGUGGGCUACGGCAUGAUGGUGGUGUCCACCUACAUCGGCAUCUACUACAACGUGGUCAUCUGCAUCGCCUUCUACUACUUCUUCUCGUCCAUGACGCAUGUGCUGCCCUGGGCCUACUGCAACAACGCCUGGAACACGCCCGACUGCGCCAGCGUGCUGGACGCCUCCAACCACACCAACGGCUCCCGGCCCGCCCUGCCCGGCAACCUCUCCCACCUGCUCAACCACACGCUGCAGAGGACCAGUCCCAGUGAGGAGUACUGGAGGCUCUACGUGCUGAAGCUGUCCGACGACAUUGGGAACUUCGGGGAGGUGCGGCUGCCCCUGCUCGGCUGUCUGGGGGUCUCCUGGGUGGUCGUCUUCCUCUGCCUCAUCCGAGGAGUCAAGUCUUCGGGGAAAGUGGUGUACUUCACAGCCACCUUCCCCUACGUGGUGCUCACCAUCCUGUUCAUCCGCGGCGUGAGCCUGGACGGCGCCUUCACGGGCAUCAUGUACUACCUGACCCCACAGUGGGACAAGAUCCUGGAGGCCAAGGUGUGGGGCGACGCCGCCUCCCAGAUCUUCUACUCGCUGGGCUGCGCCUGGGGCGGCCUCAUCACCAUGGCCUCCUACAACAAAUUCCACAACAACUGCUACAGGGACAGUGUCAUCAUCAGUAUCACUAACUGUGCCACCAGCGUCUAUGCUGGCUUCGUCAUCUUCUCCAUCCUCGGCUUCAUGGCCAAGCACCUGGGUGUGGACGUGUCCCGGGUGGCAGACCACGGCCCUGGCCUGGCCUUCGUGGCUUACCCCGAGGCCCUCACCCUGCUGCCCAUCUCCCCGGUCUGGUCGCUGCUCUUCUUCUUCAUGCUCAUCCUGCUGGGGCUGGGCACUCAGUUCUGCCUCCUGGAGACCCUGGUCACGGCCAUCGUGGACGAGGUGGGGAAUGAGUGGAUCCUGCAGAAGAAGACCUAUGUGACCCUGGGGGUAGCGGUGGCCGGCUUCCUGCUGGGCAUCCCCCUCACCAGCCAGGCAGGUAUCUACUGGCUGCUGCUGAUGGAUAACUAUGCUGCCAGCUUCUCCCUAGUGGUCAUCUCGUGCAUCAUGUGUGUGUCCAUCAUGUACAUCUAUGGGCACCGCAACUACUUCCAGGACAUCCAGAUGAUGCUGGGCUUCCCACCGCCCCUCUUCUUCCAGAUCUGCUGGCGCUUCGUCUCCCCAGCCAUCAUCUUCUUCAUCCUCAUCUUCACCGUGAUCCAGUACCGGCCAAUCACCUACAACCACUACCAGUACCCAGGCUGGGCAGUGGCCAUCGGCUUCCUCAUGGCUCUGUCCUCGGUGAUCUGCAUCCCCCUCUACGCCCUGUUCCAGCUCUGCCGCACAGAUGGGGACACCCUCCUGCAGCGUUUGAAAAAUGCCACGAGGCCGAGCCGAGAGUGGGGGCCUGCGCUCCUGGAGCACCGGACGGGGCGCUAUGCCCCCGCCAUGCCACCCUCCCCCGACGACGGGCUCGAGGUGCAGCCGUUGCACCCGGAUAAGGCCCAGAUCCCGGUCGUGGGCAGCCAUGGCUCCGGCCGCCUGCAGGACUCCCGGAUAUGAGCCCUGCCGCCUGAGCACCGCCGUGGGGAGCACCUCGCCCCCACCCCGUGCUCCCACAGAGACUGGGGCGGCAGUGGACAGGCAGGAUGCUGCCGCCUCUCGGCCACCAUUGCUGGGGCGGCCAGUCGGGUUCGCGUCCCCAGUGUUUACAGGUCCUUUGGGUGCCAAGAUGGCAGUUGGGGGGGUACAGGGAAGGGGUGGGAGGGUGGCUAGGGGCCCAAAGCACUUUGGAGGGGAUUCUAGCCAGGUUCCCAAGGGCUGAGGGGCUUGACAUGGCCUCUGACGCCCCCACUCUAGCCUGAGCUGAGGUCUGGGCGGCCCUCCCUCCGCCUGUACUUCUCCUCGGGCCUCCAGCCCCCUGACCAGUGUUGCUGUCCUUAGAGCACACCCCGGCCUCUGCCCAGGCCAGUCCACACUGUCCCCCUGGACCCGGGGGCGCUGGGUGGCUGCAGUGUUACCUGUCAGGCUGUGCGGCCUGCCGGCCCUGUCUGUCUGUGUGAUUCUUUUUGUCCAAGUCGUAUUAUCUGUCGUUGCCACUCCCCAGCCCCCAGCCUGGGGCCCAACCUGUCUUCCAGGCCCGCCUGCACCUUACUCUGUGGCCCGGGGGUCCCUGCCCCUCACUUGUGCCCCAUGUCAGGCCCAGCCAGCAGAGGCCCCGGGACCCAGUGACCUGCCCCAAGCGCCAGUUUCGGGGAGGGGUCUGGUCCAGGGUGCUGCUCAGAGCCCUGGGGAAGGGGCCUCGACACCACCCCCUGUCCAUCCCCUGUCCACCAGGCCCACGGCCAGACUUCCCCGACUGGGCUGCCCCAUUCACGUGCCAAAUGGCCCCAGCCCGCCCGCCCCUCACCCCAGCCCUGCGAUGUCCGUUUGUCCAUCCCCUAUGCCCCACUGUGCAGUGACAGCCUGACCAGUGUCUCUAACCCUCCGUAGCAAUAACGGUGCACUGCCCAGCCCUGCCCACUGUGCACCACUAGGAUUUGAAAAGUCCAUAGAUUUUAAUGAAAUUUCUAUUCCUGA
Messenger RNA from Sorex fumeus (smoky shrew), 3264 nucleotides. It is a transcript of the gene SLC6A9, whose product is annotated as solute carrier family 6 member 9. Gene Ontology annotation, molecular function: glycine:sodium symporter activity. Bases 349 to 2247 code for a protein of 632 amino acids. Gene Ontology annotation, biological process: synaptic transmission, glycinergic; glycine import across plasma membrane; neurotransmitter transport. Gene Ontology annotation, cellular component: plasma membrane. NCBI's taxonomy places the organism in Eukaryota, Metazoa, Chordata, Mammalia, Eulipotyphla, Soricidae. The transcript has 14 exons. The record is from RefSeq and is a predicted model, not a curated record.